CAAAAUACGAUGUGCUUUGGAUGCUGUUGUUGUUGGGAAUGGAGGGAUUGUUGUGUUUAUUUCUUGGCUGUUUGUCGAGAGAAAGUGUUGUUUGAGAAUUUGAAGUUAUUCAUUUAAAAAAUGCCACGACGGAAAAGGAGACAAAAACGCAAAGGUGGUAAAGAUAAAGAUAAAGACAAAGAUAAACAGGAGGCAAACAUUGUGGAUGAUGAGAAUGCGGAUUACUUUGGGGACGUAGAUGCAGAGGUGGAUGAGGAUACGAGGGGACCUGACAACGCACGGUUCAGUGAAGAACUGAAGAAAAAGUUAGCUAAAAGGAAGCGCCUCAAGGAGUUAAAGGAGGUGGUCAAAGGUUCUAAAAGGUUAGAGGCGAAAGAUCACGGGACCGAUGUUUGGUAUCAGGCAAAAAUCGUAGAAUUUGACGAUUCGGAGAAUGAGGUUCUAAUACACUUUGAGAAUUGGUCUCAAAGGUAUGAUGAAUGGAUCCUCAUUGACAGCCCAAGGCUUAGGCUGCUAGCAGAGGAGCCAGUUCAACCAGUACAAACUAAACCAACGAAACCAACGAAACCAUUUAGAGUUGGUGAAAAGGUAAUGGCAACAUGGAACGACAGCCGCAAGUACCCAGCAGAAAUCAAAGCUAUUGUAUCAAAGGGUGUAUAUAAAGUGCUGUUUUAUGACGGCUUUGUAAAAGAUAUAAAGGGACAUCGAAUAACUAAACUUGCGGAAACCAACUCUCAGCAGUUACGUGUUAGACGUCAUGCACGUGCCAGUAAUCCUAAAAGUAAGUCAGCACCACAGCGCUCAAAUACUUCCCGGACAAAUCUCGAACCAAAAUACUCAAAAGAGGAGCGUCGGCUUCGGAUGAGGAAGUUAAAUAUUGCCGAGCUUUUCCAAACAAAUAGACGUCGAAGACGCAGAAAAGGAGGUAAUUCUGACAACAGUGACAGUGAUAGUGAUGCCCAGAUUCAAUCUAGGCAGAAAAGCAGUAAGCUCACUGUGUCUGAUUCUGAAAACAGUGGUUUAGAGUCACCAUGGCAGUCAAGAUUACUUGAUAAUGAUAAUGAUUCAGAUAUGUGUGAUCGUGUGGAAGCCGAACAUAGAAGACAAAGGACAUCCUCGAGCCCUUUUGGUGUCAGUGAUAUCGAAACAAGGUCUAUGACGCGAAGGAUGUCCUCUAGCUCCUUAGGGGAAAGUGACGUCGAAAACAGAGCCAGAACACGAAGAAUGUCUUCGAGUCCCUUUCAAGGUGGUAACACCGAAACUAAAAUUAGAAGACAGAGGAUGUCCUCAAGCCCUCUCGGCGGAAGUGAUAUUGAAACGAGGUCUAUGACUCGAAGGAUGUCCUUAAGCUCCUUCGGGGGAAGUGACAUUGAAAAUAAAAUUACGACACGGAGCCCAUUUGUUAGCAGUGACGAUACACGAACGACACAAAAGACAUCCUCGUGCCACUUGGAGGGGAGUGAUAUUGAAGCUAGAACUGGAAGAGGAAAGACAUCCACUAGCCAAUUAGGUGGAAGUGACGACGAAACUAGAGUUAGGACGCGAAGGGCAUCUUUGAGCCCUUGUGGGGGCAGUGACAGAGAAACUAGAUCAAUGACACGGAGGACAUCAUUGAGCCCCUAUGGGGUCAGCGACAGGGAAACUCGGUCUACGACACGAAGAACCUCCUCGAGCCCCUGUGUGGGCAGUGAUGUAGAGACUAUAAUUAAUACACGAAGGAAAUCCUCAAGCCCUACUAGGAGUAGGGGACAGGCACGGACACCCUUGGGUUACCGCGAUGUGGAACCUAGAACUAGAUCUAGGACACGAAGUCCCUUUGGUGAUAGUGACAUUGUACGUAGAGCCAGAUCUGCAAGCCACAUGGAAUCUGAGACCUCAGAGUCUGAUAUUGAUCUAACGAAGAACUACCGGAAGUGUGUGAGUGAAGGAGAGAUUGACAGUAUGCAAAGUCAACUAGUACCUAAGCGUAGGCGCAGACGAAGAAAGCCGUGGGGGAAAACUCUGAGAAGGAAGGAAAGAGCUGAAUCCUCUACAGACCUGAGUAGCUGCUCGGACCAUUCUGCUGCUGAGUCAGAAAUAGGACCAACAUUACGGGUGAAAGAUUGGGCUGGCACUACACAGUCUGUGGCCGAAAAGAAUGUAUCAGAUGAAAUAACCAAUGACCUUGCAACGGUCUGUAUCAGAAGUGAGAAACUGCCUCCAGGAUGGUCAAAAUAUGCUGUGCAGAGGAAACCUGGCUAUAAUGACAAAUGGAAUGUAUACUAUGUAAGCCCUGAUGGUCAGAAAUUACUGAAAAAAAUAGAUUUAAUCCACUACAAGUCUCAUUUCCCUGUGCCUGAAUAUGAGUUUUCAUUCAGACCAAAGGACCAUAGUGAACUUAUUGAGGAUGUCCGGUUUCAAAGCAUUAAUGAACCGCAAGUCAGAGCUGAGUUGGUAUCAGCGACUCAAGGAACUUCUUUAACUGAGAAGGUGCUGCCAAAGACACUUAAGACUCUUCUUCCAAAAAAACAGACAAAUGAAGAAUCAAUGCCAUCUCCAGCUGGUGCUGUUCUGAAUGUCACACUGAAAAGUGUGAAAGGAGAGGAACCAGCAGGAAAAAUUAUUAAUGGGACAAUGGUUAUUGGCAAUCUCAAAAUCUUCAUAAAAGAUUCACAGUAUUGUUGUCCAGAAACUAAAUGUCAGAAGCGAUAUCAGAAACGGAAAUCUUUUAUGCUGCAUGUCCAGCGCAAUCAUCCAGACUGCUACAGAUUAUCUGAUACUCAAAAUACUGAUGGCCCAGCACAGGAUGAAAUUGGAGAAAGCAUAAGUUCUCAGACUACAGCAAAUUUUGAAGUAGCAGCAAAUGAUAAAUUGAACUCUGAAGAGUUGUUAGAGAGAACCACACCCAAGAAAGAGACAUUUGAAAAGAAGGCAACUGGGACAAGAAAUUUUAUGUUCACGAUGAACUUCACUCCCAUUGUGGAAGAGGAGGAAGAACAGGAAGAGGUAGGGAUAAAAGAUAGUAUUGAAAGAAAUAGAAAAGUUCAAAAAGAGUAUCAGAACAGAAAACGGGAGGCAGAGAAAGAGUUUGUAAAGCAAGGUCCAUCACAGUUAAGUCUUGAAGAGCUGGCAGAGAUACCUCUUCCAGAACCAACAGAGCUACCUGAUAGAGAUGCAAAUGAGUUGCCUUGUCAUCAUCAGAAGCUCAUUCAGCAGCCAGAACCUAUUGAGGAACUGGUACAAAAUGUUGAGUUUGAGGGUAACCAGAAAGCACACUUGGAAAAGGAAUCUAGCCAGGACAUUCAGAUGGUGUCUGACCAAGAAAUGGAACUCUCCCAGAACCGAGAGAUAAAGUCUAGCCAGGCAGUGGAACUCUCCCAACAGGAGUCUGGCCAGGAGAUAGAACUGUCCCGAGACAUAGAUAUUAAGCCUGACCAGGAGAUGGAACUGUGUCAAAACCGAGUUGUGGAAUAUGAUCAGGAAAUGGAACUCUGUCAACCCCAAGACCUAAAUCCUGGCCAGGAGAGGGGUCUCCACCAAAGCCGAAAUCUGGAUUCCGAUCAGGAAAUGGAGCUGGGCUCAGAACAUGAAUCAGAGUCAGGGCCAGAAUCUGAGCACAACACACUGCAGUUGUGUGAGCUGGAAACUGGCAGAAAGCAUGGCCAUCAGCAGGAGUGUGAAACUGAAGCGAGCUGGGAGCCAGAGCUUGAAGAUGCAGAAGAGACUGAACCUGAAUCCACAUCUGAGCUGGAGCCAGAGCUAGAUCCAAAUCAUUGUACUGAUUCAUGUACUACUGUGAAUGAUGAGUUUAGUGAAAGCGCUCAAGGGGAUAGUUCACAGGAUGGAGCAAACAGUUCCAGUCCAACAGUGAAAACCCUCCUCCCUAUAAUAAGAUUACAGAAGUUGGAAGAGGACAAGCAGUUGGGGAGUCUGCCAAUUGUUCAAAAAGUGCUGCUGGAGCAGCAGCGGCAACAUAAUGAGGCAGGAGACGACUCAGAUGAUCAGACUGGUUGUGAAACAGAAAAUAGGGUGCAACAGACACAUGGUAAAUCAUCACAUCUAAAGAGGUUGUUGGAUUGCAGAUUAGCACACGCGAAGAAAAGGAAACUAGGCAUUAAAUAUCCACAGAAAACCUCUCUGGAAGAACGCACUAGUCUAAGCAUUAUUGUUGAGAGUGAAGACUCCUUGGAGCCUAAUCCUGAACCAGUUUCUGAACAACACCAGAGAAGCCCGGUUGUCCAUCUCGAGAAAAUAACAUCCUCUGUGGACAGUAAUGAAUCUGGGCUCGAUGAAAGAUCCCAGAUGUCCUCUACGUCGGAUACCCAGCAGAGCAAGGAAUCAAGUGUCCGUGAAGAUAUAAUAAAUUGCUCCUGUGGGUCCCAAGAGGAGCAUGGAUUGAUGGUCCAGUGUGAUAUAUGUCUGUGCUGGCAGCAUGGUUUCUGCAAUAGUAUUCAAGUAGAAUUAGAUGUACCAGAAAAAUACGUUUGUACAUUUUGUCUCAACCCACCAUUGGAGAGGCAAGCAAAGAAGUAUAGCCAUUCUCAGGACUGGCUCCUCAGCGGAACGUUAUCAAGAUUAUCAGUAGCCUCCAGUGAUAAACAAGACCAGGAGGAAUAUGCAGAACUGUUAAAGACCUCUCAUGAAUUACUGUCUGCUUUGAUUCGUCUGAAGAAGGCUGUUUGGGCAACUCGCGUAAAAGCUGAAUCAUUGUGCCGUCUGGAUCAGUCUAAAUUAAAUCAAUGGAAUGAAAAAUGGGAUUGUUAUACUGAAGUUCCAACAGAUGAGGACAAUGAUGCUAAUGAAAAAAGUGAUGAUACAAUAGUUAAUGAAGAUGACAAUGCCAUUGAUGAGACACCAGUCCUGCUAGUUAAAGAAGAUAAUGAAGAUAUUAUGAUUGAUCCAAAGGAAGAAGGAGAAUACGAAGGAGGAGAAGACGGAUUAGCAGAAGAUGGAAUAUCAGAAGAUGAAAUAUCAGAAGACGGAAUAUCAGAGGACGGAUUAGGAGAUUACGGAUUAGGAGAGGAAGGAGUAGAAGACGAAGGAGUAGAAGACGAAGGAGUAGAAGAUGAAGGAGUAGAAGAAGAAGGAGUAGGAGAGGAUGGACUAGUAGAGGACAGACUAGAAGAGGACGGCACAGGAGAGGACGGCGUAGUAGCAGAGGACAUAGUUGGAGAAGACGGAGUUGUAGAAGACAGAGCAGUAGAAGAUGAAGGAGGGGAAAAUGUAGAAGGAAAACAUGGAGUAUUAAAUGAUGUGCUUGCAAGUUUAUCGAGUUGCUCUAGUACCGAGUCAUUGAACAGUGUUCCUGCUCCAUUUAAAACAGUGACAUAUGUACAGGCAGAAGACAGUUGUGGGCAUCAGGAGACUGAUAGAAUUUUGGAAGCAGGCUCAGCAACAGAAUGUAUUGUACCAGAAGACGUAAAUACAGAACAAGAUUCUUUAAUAAGCACGGAUGCCAGUUUUAUGACUGCAGAAAGUAGUUUUCAGUCUCAGGAAUUAAGUUUUCUGAGUCCUGAUGUUCCUACCAUGCAUGCAGGUGCCAAUUCUCUGGUAACAGUGGAAAAACGUGUCCUUCAUGAAGAUUAUGAGGUCCUCAGCCAGACAGUGCAGGAUUUCUUAUCUGAAGAAGAGGAGCCACUUUUGAAUGAUGGCAAGAGUGAAAAUGUGGGACUAAAAAGUCUGUGUGAAACAUGUGGUGAAAAUAAAGGUCUUUCAGAAAAAUGUAGCCAUUCAGCUGAAAAAUGCAAUCCAGACAGGGAAGAAUGUUCAGUGUCAGAAGAUUUGAAACAGGUUGAUAAACCCAAAACACAUGACAAAAGCUCUACUGGUCUGAUUAAAAAAACAGAAGAUAAAAAAUGUACUGCCAUCAGUAGUCUUGAUAUGGGCAAUAAUUGCACUCUGCUAGAAACAGAGACUAAAUCUACCUCUGUUAGCAGACCGUUGACAUUGGUAGAACAGAAAAUGGGCACAAGUGUCCAAAUAGGAGUGGAUGAAUGCAGUACAGCUCAGCAAGUACUGAGUAGUGAACGUGGAAUGAGAGUGAGAACAAUAAAAACUGACCCCAAAAUAACUGUACAGCUGGUAGAGAAUGUACCUAGUGUUUCUAUGGAAACAGAAAAAGGAAAAUCUGUUGUGGUGUUGCAGGCAGGAAAUGACAAACCAACAUUGCAAAAUAAAUGGAGUGACAUUGAUGAGCCAGUGCAGUCAGAUAGGAAUGAAUCCGAUGCAGCUUUUCAUGUGGGAAGAAGUGAGUGUGCAAAGAAGAAACAUGAUAGUCUUGUGCAUGCAAUGAAAGAUAUACAUGAUGGGACAAUGCAGGCAGUAAGGAAUAAAGCUGGUGUUCAGAUUCGUAAGACCCAACUUAACGUGACUGCAAAAGAAAUAAAGGAGCAGGGUGUUACAAAGUCCGUACCACAGAGGAAAUUUGAAACAUCUCAACAGACUAUAAAGAAUCACAAUGAUGGAACUACAGAUACCCUUCUUAAAGACAAGGCAUCUUCUGAAAACACUGUGUUGAGAGAAGGUUCUCACAAUACGACAAAAAGUGCUAGUACAGGUUCUGAAUCACAAUGUAGAGAGCAGGAUUCUUACACCAGUAUCAAUACUGACUUGUCUGAAUUGAACAAUGCUCAAACAGAAAUGGCUAAUGAAAAUGGAGAUGAUGCAGGAAAUGACUCACCAGAUUCUUUUGAUCGUAUAUUAAAUGCAUUAAAAACUGGAUCGGAAUCAGUUUCGUGCCAAGAAAAUUUAAGUAGCGAUCCAGAUUUCGAAUCGGAAUUGGCCAUGCUGGAAGAGACAGUUCACAGCAUAGAGUCUGACAGUUGUGGUCCCUCUGGACUGGAGCUAGUGCAGAACAAUAGUAACCCAUUAGGACCUCCUCCACAUCUAGCUUCUCCGAGAGGAAAUAAAGUGUCUGUAAAUAAUUACGGUACUGUACAAUAUGAAGCAGUUAUGGAUAAUGCUAGAGAUGCAAUUGUUUCAAAUAUUUUAAAUCAGACUUCUGAACAGUGUAUUAAAGAAAUGAACCCAGUGAAUAUAAAUGCAGCUCCCGUAAUCUUUGAGGAUUUGGUUUUACGAGACGUAGAGCCUGUCCAUGACAGAGUAAAAUCGUCUGAAACGUCCGACUUGCAACUGCCAAUGGAUGCUGCUCAGAUACUGCAGUUGGCAGAUAGCAUGGAAGAGAGCCUCUGCAGUUCAGAUUCAGAACGUCAUCAGCAUGUCCCAGCGACAGGACCACAACCUGAGGCACUAAUUGAAACUGAUGUGUGUCGUAAAAAUCUUGCAUAUCACAUUGCUGAGGAGCACAAAAAACUUAUGCAAGUGCUUGAUGCUGCUGAAGAGCAAGUGAAAGACCUAGAAUCUAAAUGUAUGGAUGAAAGUGAGAAGAUGAGACCUACAGAUAUUCAACGGCGUAUGAAGAAAAUUAUAAAAAUACUUAAUCUUGUUAAUGGCCUGACGAAACAAGACAGUGUUCAGUCAACAAAAAAUAUCUCAGACUCUAAAUAACAUUUUAUUUUAAAUAACAUUCUUGAGUUAGGAAUGAUUAUUCAUAUGCUCAGGGACCUGCAGAACAUAUUUCAUGAUUCUGUAAUUUCGUAUCAUACUAUAGGAUAUUCAUUUUUGUAAAUACAUUAAACUUACCUUUAUUUAUUUUGUUAAAUUUUAAUUUCAUUUGUGAAUUAAUAUAUGUUAUUGUUUUUCCUCUGUAGAAGAUUAGAUUUCCAAAUAGUUGGGAGAAAAUACUUUAAUGAAGAAUGAUACCAAAUUUGUGUUACUUAUACUUUCAGUACAAUGACUACAGUGUUAUUUUGGUAGACAAUGAGUGUUCUAAGUGUAAAUGUAAAUCUGUAUUUUCAGCUGAAAAUUAGCUUGCUUUUGACACAUGUCAGACCACAUUAGCAAACCAUUAAACCUUGACUGAAAUGUGAGAA
Molecule: messenger RNA, 7910 nt
Organism: Schistocerca serialis cubense
Lineage: Eukaryota; Metazoa; Arthropoda; Insecta; Orthoptera; Acrididae
Gene: MBD-R2
Exons: 23
Coding region: 121-7485 (2454 amino acids)
Biological process (GO): regulation of transcription by RNA polymerase II
Cellular component (GO): NSL complex
Molecular function (GO): DNA binding
Source: RefSeq, a predicted model, not a curated record